This is a messenger RNA of Peromyscus maniculatus bairdii (prairie deer mouse), 1677 nucleotides long. The record is from RefSeq and is a predicted model, not a curated record. Lineage: Eukaryota; Metazoa; Chordata; Mammalia; Rodentia; Cricetidae.
CUGAGCAUCGAGCAGGCCCAGACCGUGGCAGAACAGGUGGAGAUGAAGGCGAAGGUGGUCCAGUCGGAGGUCAAGGCUGUGACAGCCCGCCAUAAGAAAGCCCUGGAGGAGCGCGAGUGCGAGCUGUUGUGGAAGGUGGAGAAGAUAAGGCAGGUGAAGGCUAAAUCUCUGUACCUGCAGGUGGAGAAGCUUCGUCAAAACCUCAACAAGCUAGACAGCACCGUCAGUGCCGUCCAGCAGGUCCUGGAGGAGGGCCGGGCCCUGGACAUCCUGCUGGCCCGAGACCGGAUGCUGGCCCAAGUGCAAGAGCUCAAGGCCAUCCGGAGCCUCCUGCAGCCGCAGGAAGAUGACCGAGUUAUGUUCACGCCCCCUGACCAGGCCUUGUACCUGGCCCUCAAGUCUUUCGGCUUUGUCAGCAGCGGAGCGUUUGCCCCGCUCACAAAGGCCACAGGAGAUGGCAUUAAGCGAGCCCUUCAGGGCAAAGUGGCCUCCUUCACCGUGAUGGGCUAUGAUCAUGAUGGUGAGCCUCGCCUCUCCGGAGGCGACCUGAUGUCAGCUGUGGUCCUGGGCCCCGAUGGCAACCUGUUUGGUGCAGAAGUGAGUGAUCAGCAGAAUGGGACUUACGUGGUGAGCUACAGGCCCCAGCUCGAGGGUGAGCACCUGGUGUCGGUGACACUGUGCAACCAGCACAUCGAGAACAGCCCCUUCAAGGUAGUGGUCAAAUCAGGCCGCAGCUACGUGGGCAUCGGGCUCCCCGGGCUGAGCUUCGGCAGCGAAGGGGACAGUGAAGGCAAGCUCUGCAGGCCCUGGGGCGUUAGUGUGGAUAAGGAGGGCUACAUCAUCGUGGCUGACCGCAGCAAUAACCGCAUCCAGGUGUUCAAGCCCUGCGGCUCCUUCCACCACAAAUUUGGUACCCUAGGUUCCCGGCCUGGGCAGUUUGACCGACCAGCUGGGGUGGCCUGCGAUGCCUCCCGCAGGAUCGUAGUGGCCGACAAAGACAAUCAUCGCAUUCAGAUCUUCACCUUUGAGGGCCAGUUCCUCCUCAAGUUUGGUGAGAAAGGAACCAAGAAUGGGCAGUUUAACUACCCUUGGGAUGUAGCAGUGAAUUCUGAGGGCAAGAUCCUGGUUUCAGACACCCGAAACCACCGCAUACAGCUGUUCGGGCCUGAUGGGGUCUUCCUGAAUAAGUAUGGCUUUGAGGGGUCUCUCUGGAAGCAUUUUGACUCUCCACGGGGUGUGGCUUUUAACCACGAGGGUCACCUGGUAGUCACCGAUUUCAACAACCACCGGCUUCUGGUCAUUCACCCUGAUUGUCAGUCAGCACGCUUCUUGGGCUCAGAGGGCAGCAACAAUGGACAGUUUCUCCGACCGCAGGGUGUAGCCGUGGACCAAGAAGGGCGAAUCAUUGUGGCCGAUUCCAGAAAUCACCGGGUGCAGAUGUUUGAGGCCAACGGCAGCUUCCUGUGCAAGUUUGGUGCUCAGGGCAGUGGUUUUGGGCAGAUGGACCGCCCCUCAGGUAUUGCGGUCACCCCAGAUGGAUUGAUCGUCGUGGUGGACUUCGGCAACAAUCGAAUCCUCAUCUUCUAAUAGAAUCUUCUGGGUUUCUGUGUUUAGGGUGUGCAUGUGUGCGUCUCUCGUUUCUGAAUUUCAAAGAAGAAAUCAUCUCAGGGAUAUUUC